Messenger RNA from Scheffersomyces stipitis CBS 6054, 1069 nucleotides. Its product is annotated as glucan 1,3-beta-glucosidase. Gene Ontology annotation, biological process: cell wall organization; carbohydrate metabolic process. The coding region runs from base 15 to 941 and encodes 308 amino acids. NCBI's taxonomy places the organism in Eukaryota, Fungi, Ascomycota, Pichiomycetes, Serinales, Debaryomycetaceae. The record is from RefSeq and is a predicted model, not a curated record. The transcript has 2 exons. Gene Ontology annotation, cellular component: fungal-type cell wall; extracellular region; cell surface. Gene Ontology annotation, molecular function: 1,3-beta-glucanosyltransferase activity; glucan endo-1,3-beta-D-glucosidase activity.
CUCGUUCGUACAAAAUGCAAAUCAAGUACUUAACAGCUGUGGCCGCUCUUUUGGCCUCUGCCUCCGCCAUUGGUGACCUUGGAUUCAACUUAGGUGUCAAGGACAACGCCGGAAACUGUAAAACCGCCGAUGAGUACGCCGCCGACUUGAAGAACAUCGCUGGCUACUCCAAGGUCGUCAAGACCUACGCCGUCUCUGACUGUAACACCUUGCAAAUCUUGGGUCCUGCUGCCGAAGACGCUGGUUUCCAGGUCAUGCUUGGUAUCUGGCCAACUGACAGCGCCCAUUUCGACGCUGAAAAGCAAGCCUUGAAGGACUACUUGCCCAGCAUCUCCGCUUCGACCGUCAAGUCCUUCCUCGUCGGUUCGGAAGCCUUGUACAGAGGAGACUUGACUCCUCAGGAAUUGGCUUCUGCCAUCUCCGACAUCAAGGACAUUGUCGCUGACAUCAAGGACAAGGACGGCAACUCGUUCUCGUCUGUUCCUGUAGGCACUGUAGACUCCUGGAACGUCUUGGUUGAUUACUACUCUCAACCAGCCAUCAAGGCCGCUGACGUUGUCUACGCCAACGCCUUCUCAUACUGGCAAGGACAAACCAAGGCCAACGCUUCGUACUCCUUCUUCGACGAUAUCAUGCAGGCCUUGCAAGUCAUCCAGACCACCAAGGGUGACACCAACAUCGAAUUCUGGGUUGGUGAAACCGGCUGGCCAACUGAAGGUACCAACUUUGAAGACUCCAUUCCAUCUGUUGAUAACGCUGCUGACUUCUGGCAAGAAGCCAUCUGUGCCAUGAGAGGCUGGGGUGUCAACGUUGCUGUCUUCGAAUACUCUGACGAAAUCUGGAAGCCAGACACUUCUGGUACUUCUGAUGUCGAAAAGCACUGGGGUGUAUGGGAUUCCAACGGAAAGUUGAAGUACGACAUCAACUGUCACUUCGGUUAAACCUAAUGCUUCUAUGCCCUUUCCGUAUACCCUCCUCUAUCGUUUCAUUUCCUCGUCAAUUACUAGUAAAGCCCUAGGGCAGAAAAAUUCAUACAUAUAUCUAGAGUGAAUAAAUAGAAAAGCUCGAU